Molecule: messenger RNA, 1032 nt
Organism: Dovyalis caffra
Lineage: Eukaryota; Viridiplantae; Streptophyta; Magnoliopsida; Malpighiales; Salicaceae
Source: the annotation of a GenBank genome assembly
AUGGAGAGUGGUUGGAGCUGGGAGCAAAAGACAUUGAUUACUGAGCUACUCCAAGGGAUGGAACUAACAAAACAAUUAAGGGCUCAUUUGAAUGCAACAUCAUCGGUUGAAACUAGGGACAUGUUAGUACGGAGGAUCCUAUCUUCUUAUGAGAAGGCUCUCUUGAUUCUCAACUGGGGUGGAUCAAUGGGACAGCCACAAAAUGUUGGAGUCUCUGCUGGUGUUCCAGAGUCCCCCAUAUCCAUCAAUGGAAGCCCUCGAAGCGAUGAUUUUGAUGGGAAUGUUAAGGAUAAUCAGGGUUAUAAUGAGGCCUCAAAGAAGAGAAAGACCACUCCCAGAUGGACAGAUCAGGUCAGAGUCAGUCCUGAGAACGGACUAGAGGGUCCUCAUGAUGAUGGCUAUAGCUGGAGAAAAUAUGGGCAAAAAGAUAUCCUAGGAGCAAAAUAUCCCAGAAGCUAUUACAGGUGCACCUACAGAAAUACUCAGAACUGCUGGGCUACAAAGCAAGUGCAGAGAUCUGAUGAAGAUCCCACCAUUUUUGAGAUCACAUACCGAGGAACGCACACCUGCGCUCUUGGAAACCAAUCAGUUCCAUCACCAUCGUCCCCAGAAAAACAAGAGAAGAAACAAAGGAUAACAAAUAACAACUAUCAACAACAACAGCAAUCACAGCAAGCCCUCUUUAACUUCCAAAAUAGCCUAAGGGUUAAUACUGAGGACUUGGACAAUAAAGAGAUGGCCUCUCCCUUCUCUUUUCCUUCUACAUAUGGAUGCACAAAGAGCUUGAGCAGUUAUUCUCCAUCGUUUAUAUCUCCAGCCACACCCGAAGCAACUCACUACUCAGUUUCACCAUUCCAGAUGAACAAUUUUGUAGGAGUUCAAAAUUUGCAACAUUUGGAAUCGGAUUUCAAUGACAUAAUUUCAGCCAACACGUCAGCCACCAACUCUCCGAUUGUGGAUUUGGAUUUCUCACUUGAUCAAGUGGAAUUGGAUCCCAACUUUCCAUUUGACACACCAGGAUUUUUCUCAUAA